Messenger RNA from Pongo pygmaeus (Bornean orangutan), 3758 nucleotides. RefSeq names its product tripartite motif containing 26 (gene TRIM26). The record is from RefSeq and is a predicted model, not a curated record. Lineage: Eukaryota; Metazoa; Chordata; Mammalia; Primates; Hominidae. Gene Ontology annotation, molecular function: zinc ion binding; protein binding. The transcript has 9 exons. The coding region runs from base 715 to 2334 and encodes 539 amino acids.
GAGCACCUGGCGAGCGCCACCUUCGCCUCAAAGCGCCCUCGGACCCUGAUCCAGCAUAAGGCCAGAGUUGGGCAGUGAGGGGUCUCGAGGGGUGGAGAGGGGAUUAUUGCCCUCUCAAGAGUCCUACGUAGGGGCCUCCUAAGCCUUACUCCCUUAGACCAUGUAACUCCCUUAGACUGUGUAACUCCCUUAGACCGUGUAACAGGCCACCCCGAUUACGCGCCAAACUCAGGCUGCGGUUUUUGGCGCAGCCUCGGUCCCGCCUGAUUUCAGUUUCCAUUUCGUUGCCCCUGGUGCCCCACCGCCCGCGGCUGUCUGGGGAUUUGCCCGGUGAUCAGUGACGUAAAAGAGACUAAGGUUCCUAUUGGAAGGCGAAGUUCGGCAGGAGCCAAUCCCGGGGCUGGUCCGGGAGAAAUCUCGGCGAAGGGCCCCGAAUAGCCGGGAGAUUACGGGGCGGGGACGAGCUGUCGCGCUGGUUGCUCGUGUAGGAGCGGGACCCGGAACAGACCGCCGCGAGAGAGGAGGGGCCCCGGCCGGGAUUCGCGGCCCGGAGCUCGGGACCGGUUGCUUCAUUCCAGCCUCACAGUCACCUCUGUGCCCUGCUGGUUGUCUUCCCAGCGCUGCUGUAGUUGCCUUCCAUGGAUCUAUAGGAGAGCAAGUCCUCCAGGAGAAGUCCUCACCAGUGAACGGAGACAUCUCUGAACUAAGGAUACCAUGGCCACGUCAGCCCCACUACGGAGCCUGGAAGAGGAGGUGACCUGCUCCAUCUGUCUCGAUUACCUGCGGGACCCUGUGACCAUUGACUGUGGCCACGUCUUCUGCCGCAGCUGCACCACAGACGUCCGCCCCAUCUCAGGGAGCCGCCCCGUCUGCCCACUCUGCAAGAAGCCUUUUAAGAAGGAGAACAUCCGACCCGUGUGGCAACUGGCCAGCCUGGUGGAGAACAUUGAGCGGCUAAAGGUGGACAAAGGCAGGCAGCCGGGAGAGGUGACCCGGGAGCAGCAGGAUGCGAAGUUGUGCGAGCGACACCGAGAGAAGCUGCACUACUACUGUGAGGAUGACGGGAAGCUGCUGUGCGUGAUGUGCCGGGAGUCCCGGGAGCACAGGCCCCACACGGCCGUCCUCAUGGAGAAGGCCGCCCAGCCCCACAGGGAAAAAAUCCUGAACCACCUGAGUACCCUAAGGAGAGACAGAGACAAAAUUCAGGGCUUCCAGGCAAAGGGAGAAGCUGAUAUCCUGGCCGCGCUGAAGAAGCUACAGGACCAGAGGCAGUACAUUGUGGCUGAGUUUGAGCAGGGUCAUCAGUUCCUGAGGGAGCGGGAGGAACACCUGCUGGAACAGCUGGCGAAGCUGGAGCAGGAGCUCACGGAGGGCAGGGAGAAGUUCAAGAGCCGGGGCGUCGGGGAGCUCGCCCGGCUGGCCCUGGUCAUCUCCGAACUGGAGGGCAAGGCGCAGCAGCCAGCUGCAGAGCUCAUGCAGGACACGAGAGACUUCCUAAACAGGUAUCCACGGAAGAAGUUCUGGGUUGGGAAACCCAUCGCUCGAGUGGUUAAAAAAAAGACCGGAGAAUUCUCAGAUAAACUCCUCUCUCUGCAGCGAGGCCUGAGGGAAUUCCAGGGGAAGCUGCUGAGAGACUUGGAAUAUAAGACAGUGAGUGUCACCCUGGACCCACAGUCGGCCAGUGGGUACCUGCAGCUGUCAGAGGACUGGAAGUGCGUGACCUACACCAGCCUGUACAAGAGUGCCUACCUGCACCCCCAGCAGUUUGACUGUGAGCCUGGGGUGCUGGGCAGCAAGGGCUUCACCUGGGGCAAGGUCUACUGGGAAGUGGAAGUGGAGAGGGAGGGCUGGUCUGAGGAUGAAGAAGAGGGGGAUGAGGAGGAAGAAGGAGAAGAGGAGGAGGAGGAAGAGGAGGCCGGCUAUGGGGAUGGAUACGACGACUGGGAAACGGAUGAAGAUGAGGAAUCGUUGGGCGAUGAAGAGGAAGAAGAGGAGGAGGAAGAGGAGGAAGUUCUGGAAAGUUGCAUGGUGGGGGUGGCUAGAGACUCUGUGAAGAGGAAGGGAGACCUCUCCCUGCGGCCAGAGGAUGGCGUUUGGGCGCUGCGCCUCUCCUCCUCCGGCAUCUGGGCGAACACCAGCCCCGAGGCCGAGCUUUUCCCAGCACUGCGGCCCCGGAGAGUGGGCAUCGCCCUGGAUUAUGAAGGGGGCACCGUGACUUUCACCAACGCAGAGUCACAGGAACUCAUCUACACCUUCACUGCCACCUUUACCCGGCGCCUGGUCCCCUUCCUGUGGCUCAAGUGGCCAGGAACGCGCCUCCUGCUGAGACCCUGAGCCCUGACAUCUGCCCCCGGCCCCACACCCUCAGAUGCUUCACUUGUUUGGAAUUCCAGGACUCUCAAUGGGGGAAGGGAUGCCUGGCCUAAGUACCUGGAGCAGGGGACCCCAUAUCCACUGGCAGCCACCUCCCCAUCACUGUGGCCCCCUGAAAUCUCACUCAGUGCUAUUGCUCCAUCUACUGCCCUAAUGGGGCUCUUCUCCCACCUCCUGCUGGUUUCCUGAGGGAACUUCUGACCCUGGAGUCCAUGAGGGCUCCUUUCCUUUUUGACCACGACCUUGGCCCCAGCUCUGCACUCUCUGUGGAGUAAGGGCCUGAAGCAGCAUUUUCUUGCCCAGUGUGGCAAGACCUCGGAAAAACCAGUCGAUUACGCCUAAGAUCAUUUUGCUGUCCUUAAACCCCCCAGGUUCCUUCUUGCACAAAUCCACUCUGCUGCCCACCUUCCCUGGCAUUUUAAACAGAUCUACCCCACCCCAACUCAGAGUUAAGCAUAUACACGGCAAUACUGAAAAUAAACAAUGAAAAUCCACUGAGGCUUCCCAGGCCAUUUAAGGCCUGGAGUACCAGCGCAUAUCAUCUCAUGGGGUCCAGAGUGGAGUCCAGGCUUCUCUGAAACCAGGGCUGAGCAUAUUUCCAUAGCCAAGGAGGUGGGACUCCCUGGAGCUAUCUGUGGUCUUAGGGAAGGAUCCAGACAUACACGGCUUUGGGAUACAAGCUGUGAUCACUGAUCAAUAAAUUAUCUCUGGAUUGGUCCUUGUGAGGGGAGUUUUAAGAAUCCAGAACAUCUUGCUCUUGAUCAGCACAUCCAAAAACACCAAGACAAAUAUCCAGUGGAGCAGAACCUCUCCUGCCUCGGGAGUUCUGACCAGGUUCCCCGGCAGGGUGUUAAGCCUCUGUCUCUGGCCCUACCAGCAUCCAGGUUCCACUUUCCUAGGAGAGAGUGGAGAUGGGAAGACAGGGAAAGGAAGGCAGCAGGAGGCCACAAGCCCACCAGGUCUUCAUGUCAAGAGAGGGAGUAACAUGUCUCCUCACUGCCCACAGACCCAGCCUCUGUCCAGGCGCCCCUUAUGGUUACAGUUUAACACAAGCUCUCCUGCUCCAGCCAAAUUGAUCUGCCAGUCUUGUCCUUACCCAUUCCAAGUGCUCUGCCAGCCCCUGUUCAUCCACGUUUUAAGUCCUCCACCCUGUUCUAAGAGACUGUUCCAAUGGCUCUGGGCCUCAGUGGUCUCUUGACCACCAUUGUCUCAGAGCUGCCCACUUUGUGUGUGUCACAUGCUGCCUGAGUCACAUGUACAUCUUAUUUCUGCCUCUAGUUUUGUAAGCUCCUGGAGGGCGGAUAACAUACUACUCUUGUAUUCUCAUGGCACCUAGUGCAGUGCUGGGCACAGAGUAGGUGCUCAAUAAAGACUUGUUGAAUGAA